Molecule: messenger RNA, 6299 nt
Organism: Mytilus californianus (California mussel)
Lineage: Eukaryota; Metazoa; Mollusca; Bivalvia; Mytilida; Mytilidae
Product: structural maintenance of chromosomes protein 2-like
Exons: 4
Coding region: 382-1662 (426 amino acids)
Source: RefSeq, a predicted model, not a curated record
UGUAUUACCUGUGCUAAAACUACAAAGAGAAAAUGUAACUUUUAAAAGACUGCCUUGAGAAAUUAACAUUUAGAAUUGUACAUUUCUUGUGUCAUUAUGAGGAAGUGAAAUAAACAUGACAACUUGUUUUCUUUACAGUUUUGUGGAAGUGUAUAGAUUUUAAAAUGUAGUUUUUUGCGGAUUUUUGUGUUUUUCACAGAUUUUUUUGGAUGACAUAUGUAGUUUUAUCUCAACAUAUUGUGAUAUUUUCAGAUCUUUUGGAUUUAAAGAAGAAUUGCUGAAGAGGAUUAUGAUUGGAUAUAAUUUUACCAAAGACAGAUAACUCAUUCUUCAGCAUUAUUUUCGACAUCUUUACCUUUGUUUGUUAUUGGAUUAUGAGAAAUGCUUAUAUACGAUAAAGAUGAAGAUAUCUUAACAAUGGAAGAUUUGGAAGAGGAAACCAUGAUACAAGAAAACACAAAGGGAGAAAACUCUCAAUUCACAGAUUCUGCUGACAAGGUGCCACCUGACCAUGCUUUGCAGGAAGAAGCUGAUUCACUACGUCAGCAAUUGACAGAUGCUAAGAUGAUGGUUCAGAAGUUGCAGUCUAGUCUGGUUUUACAGCAGGCCAAGAGCAAUUCAUUAAAUUCGUCAUUACAGAUGCAGCUGAAGCGAAAUCAGGAGACAUUAAAAAAUGAAAGAAUCUUUGCUGAUCGUCGGUUAGGGGAAGUGCUCGCACAUUUACUUUUCUUAGAAGGACAGUUGAAAAAGGAACAAAAAAAUGUGAAAACAGUUAUGAAACAGAAAGAUGAUAUUAUUAAAUCUCAACAAGAACAGAUUAACUUAUUGACUCAAACAAAUGAACGUUUAGUGCAAGCUGUCCGAGAAGCCUAUGCACGCAAGGGAAAAAAUGGCACUGUCAUGGGCUCUUUUGAUAGUUGUAGUAGUGAAAGUUUAAAGGAAAAUAAGGGAAAAGACAAAAGCUCUAAGACUCCACAAAAAGGGAGGUUUGAAAGUAUGAAAGACAGAUUAUGGCAUCAUAAAAGUGCAUUGGAUUUAACAGAACCAGAAUCUAAUAUGAAAAAACUUAGAAAUCGUAUGUUCAGUAGUCAUGAAAAUUUAUCUGGAUUACACAAAAAAGAAUUUAAUCAGAAUCGUGACAAAAAAUGUCGCAGUAUUGCUGGUUAUCCAGAAUGUUCUGACUUUUUCCCAGAAAUCCCAGAAGGAAUAGAAUCGAAGGGAGAUAAUUCCAUUUCUGAACAGGAUAAUCAAUCAUUAUAUGAAAAUGAUUUAAGUGGAAGUGGUGAAGAUAGUCCGAAAUUUAAUGAUGUACCAUUCCAAAGUUAUACUGACAAUAGUGGACAUCACAUGACUUCUGUUGGCUCCAUGCCGAUUCUUUCACAAAGGGAUACAAAUAAAGAUCAUUCCUUUGCAAAAGAAAGACCUCAUUCUAUGUCUGCUAUGGAAUACAUAUCGCCUGCAAAAACUGAGUCUUUGUCUCCGCCACCACAGAAAUCACCUCAGACACCAACUUCAGAGUCAAAUCCAUUUAAGAACUUGAAAACUAUAUUGAAAAGAAAAGGAAGUAAAUCGAAAAAUAAAAAAAGAAAUGUGUCAAUAUCCCAGUCACCUGCACAGGAAGUCAGUGUAAAGAAACACUUUGAAAGAUACGACAUGUCCUGAUAUAUAUAUGUAUAGGAUGUAUAAGUCGAUAGAUAUUUAAUUGUAUUGUCAUGAUGAAUAUUCAAAAUGCAUAUGAAAUUGUCAGUUGAAGAAAUCUCUGUCUCUGUGAUAAUUUUGUCACUUUUUAGCUCACCUGGCUAAAAGGACCAAAUGAGCUUUUCUCAUCACUUUGCAUCCGCCAUCAUCGUCAUUGUCUGUUAAAAUGUUCUGAAACUACUUGGCCAAAUUUAACCAAACUUGGCCAUAAUCAUCAUUGGGUAUCUAGUUAAAAAUGUGUCUGAUGGCCCACAUGGCUAAAAAUAGAACAUAAGGGUAAAAUGCAAGUUUUGUCUAUUAUUUUGAAAACCGCCAUAAAUAGAGAAAAUCUGACAAGGGCAAAAAUUUUCAAAAAUUUUCAAAAUGUUCAAAAUAUUAAACUCUAUCUAUUGUCUGUUUCAGUCAAAACUGUCUGACGACAUCUUAUGAAAGUUAAUGCCCUUUAAUGACGAAUUUUAUCUUUCUUUUUUUUUCAUUUUUGCCUAGUAUCUUGAUAGAUAGAGAGACACUUUAAUAGUUAAAAUGAUCAGCAAGACAAGAUCUACAAAUAAGUCAACAUGGCCUAAAUCGUCAGACAACUCCUCAUUAUAGUUAUUGCCCUUUAAUGGCAAAUUUUACCAAUUUUUGGCGUUUUUGCUUUAUAUUAUAAAAACUACAAUAGAUAAAAAGAAAAUUGAAAAUUAAAAAUGAUCAGCAAGACACGAUCUACAAACAAGUCAACAUGGCUGAAUUGUUAAUGGAGUUAUUGCUCUUUAAUGACCUUUUUUAGUGAUUUUUGCCUAUUAUCUUUAAAACUAUGAUAGAUAGAGAGACACUAAGAUCUGCAAAUAAGUCAACUGAAAUUGUCAGUCUACUCAUUAUUGGAGCUCUUGCUCUUUAAUGUCAACUUUUACCAAUUUUUUGAGUUUUUGCCUAUUUUCUUGAAAACUACAAUAGAUAGAUGGACACUUUUAAUAGCAAAAAUGAGCAGCAAGACAAGAUCUACAAAUAAGUCAACAUGGUUGAAAUCGUUAGUGGACUCGUUAUUGGAGUUCUUGCUCUUUAAUGACGAUAUUUACCAAUUUUUGGCGUUUUUGCAUGUUAUCUUGAAAACUAAAAGAUAGAUAAAAACUUUAAAUAACAAAAAUUAUCAACAAGACAAGAUCCACAAGCAAGUCAAAUUUUGCCAAAAAAAGUAGACUCUAUAUUGGAGUGAUUGAUUUUAAAUGACAAUUUUUUACCCACUUUUGUGGUAUGGGCAAAAACUAAAGAAGAUAGAGAAAAACUGUUAACAGCAAAAAUGGUCAGUAAUACAAGAUCAACAAAAAAGAGAUUUUUGUAAUGAAUUCUAUUCUAGUCUACAAUGUUGGAGAGAGUCCAUUGUUGAAGAUGCAUAUAGACCUAGGUGAGCGACACAGGCUCCUUAGAGCUUCUAGCUUGUAGAAAUUUUCAAUUGCAACAGAAAUGGUGCUUUUUAUGUAUUUUUGUUAGAGUUUCUGUAUUAGAAUUUAGAAGCAUAGAUGAUAUAUCUAUAAUACGAGACAUUGUCUAUGAUGUUUGAUUAUGAUUUUUGCAAGUAGAAAUUCCCUUUAUUAUGUUGUACUUUGAUAGUACGACAGUGAAAGUUGGUUCACAAUGAUCAGGAUUUUUUGGUUUAUAUGUCAAAUGCCUACUUGACUGGUAAAACUUUUAGUAACAGUACAUUAUUGAUGUCUACAUAUUACUUGCAUCAAAUACUUAAAUAAACAUAUGUCAUGCUUUAAACCAAAAAUAAUUCUUAAACAUACAUAAUAUCAUUAAAAUUAGUGCAAGAUGUCAAACAUUGAAAACUGGUGAUGAUUCCAAGUGCUUUCUAAUUUGCUAAAAGUGGUGUAUUUAGUCUAUAGUAAUAUCUGACAUCAAAAUCUGAAUCCAAUGACCAACAAUAUUGUAGUUUUGGUUUUUGUCAUAAUGAUGAGGGUUUUAAAAAAAGCAUGUAUGCUUAACAAAAAUAUCAGCAAAUGGACCCCCAAAGUUUUCUUUGGCAAUAGAUUGUUUACUGCUUCAAGAACGUUAUAUCAAAAUUACAAGGAAAAAAUCAAGAGCAGUUUUUCCUUAUAUGUAUGCAUUUUAGUGGCAAGUAAAUUGUCUACAGCUUCCUUUUACCAAUAAUUAUAUGAUUUCACAAAAAUCUAUCGCAUUCAACCUCCAUUUUGGUACAUAUAGUUAAAAGGCCCAUAUAACUAAGGAACACUUUCUCCAAAAACGGGUAAAAAUAUCACUUUCUAUUUGAAGGUUUUAUUUUUUUCGAAAAAUAACACUUGAAACAUUAAAUUUUGUGUAUUUGCCUCAAAUGUUUGAAAAUCAAAGAGAAAAAGAUGUAUUUUCUUAGAAUACUUUAAAUAUCAACAUCGACUAUCUCAAAAUUUCAAGGAAAAAACAAUAGAUCUCUCCUCUAUAGCAUGCCCUUCUUGUCCUCAAAUUGACAUGAAAAACCUUAUAUAAUUAAAACGGUUAUCAUAAAUGUAGGUCAUUACUACCUUCUAUCAGAUCUCUGCUUCUAUUUGCUUGCACCAUGUAUAUAUAUUAGGGUUACUUAGAAUCUGAGAUAGAUAUUUGGCCAAAUUACUUAAUUCAUUGGUAAACAUGGAAAAGAAGUUUAAAACUUAAUCAAAUCUGUUAACUUAAAACUUGAAAUAUGGAUUGUGUGGCUUUCAUCAUAUUGCACAAUGUGAAGUUUCUCAAAGAUGCAUCUCCUCACCUAAUUACAUCGAUGUAGGUCUUUUAUUUUUUUAGGAACUCAACCUGUUUAGUUAAAAAUACUAUUUCUUUCCAGUUAGCUAUAGAAAUGAUCAAGAUGCACAUCAGCAACUGUAUGCCAUUUGUCAUCUGUUGUAGUGCUUUUUUAUCUGCUUGGCAAUAAUUUGUAUACACAAUUUUACAUAAACUGUUAACUUUGAAAAUUUUUGAAUAUGUCUACACUUUUUUUUUGGGGGGGGGGGGGGGGGGGGGAGGGGAGAUGACUGUGUUUUUGGGUUACUGUCUCAAAGACAUUUACCCUACAAUUGGUUAUUCAUAUUGAAUUUUACUAAGAAAUAUUCAGCCUACAUAGAAGUGGCCAGAAAUUAAGAGAUAUUUUAUUUUAUUUUCAUACAAAUUACAAUGUAAAUACAUUUGAUCAAAUAAUUAAGGACACAAUUUAAAAAUAAAUUACCAUGUAUAUGAUAAACACUUUUCAGAUCUCUUUGGAAAAGCAGUGUUUCCCCUUUUGUUUUGCCUUUGCUCAUAUUUUAAGGAAAUUUGUACAAUUUACAACGGAAGUAUGUCCUUCAGUUUACAAGUUACACAAGUUUUUGUGGGUUUUUUUCGCAAAUUAGAUCCAUAAUAACUUUCAUUAAACUACCCAUCACAGUAUGCUGGGUUUUUUUUUAUUCAAAGAUUGGAUUUGCACAUUUGAGGUAGUUUUUGAUAAUUUUAAAGAAAAUUAAGAUUUCUGUUGACACCAUAUAAUUUCAUCCUUACAAGUUUGUAUAUGAAGGGCGAAUGUAUAUAUCCAACAAAAUGGUGAAUUAUUUGGGGAUACAAUUUAUUUGUGUAAUAAUAAACAUGUACAUGUCUAACAUAUGUUUAACAUUAUUGUUCAUUUCUCCAUUGGCAAAAUACUGAAUAAUGUCAAAGUUAAUUAUUCAAUAUAGUACUUGAUUAAACGGAUUAAUUAUGACUAUUAUAAAUGACUGGACUUCUUGAUGUGUAGCAUAGCAUGUGAAGGGAAAUUUUAAGUUCUUCUCAAUUAUAACUUGUCAUUAAAACAUGAGAAUACAUUAGGUCAUUACAGAACAUUUCCUUGAUAGUUUAAAACAACCAACAAAAUAUCUUUCUCCCACUUUUACUGAAGUCCAUAAAAUCUUAUACACUGUCAAAGGUUUUCACAAAGUAAACACACUAUGCAAUUAAAUGGCCAAUAAUCGGGGUUUCUUAAAAGUAAACACAUUAUACAAUUACAUGGCCAGACAUCAGGGUUUCUCAAAGCAAGGAAUUGUAUAUUUUAAAUAUACAAUUCCUUGCUCAAAGUAAAUACAGUAUGCAAUUACAUGGCCAAACAUCAGGGUUUCUUAAAGUAAACACAUUAUGUAAUUAGAUGGCCAAACAUCAGAUUUACUUAAAGUAAACACAUUUAUGAUCUUAGAUGACCAGAAAAAGGUUGCAAAUAAUGAAUGUUAUCCUCAGAAACCAUGAGCAGACAAGAAACACUGGAGUUUGCUGUUGAUAUACAAGAAUUUUUUGAAGUAGGAAAACUUAACUUUGUAGAACCUACUUGACAAGGCGUGUAUGUAUAUAAAUAACAUGAAUUAUUUUAAAAAAAAAUUAGAGGGUAUCAGAGAAGAUAAUAAAAAGCCUGCUAUAAUGUUAAAAUUUUAGAAAGCAUUUUGAUAUUCUUUUUUCCUUGCUUCUGUUGAAAUAAUUUUAUACAUUGUAACUUUACUUCUCUAUUCAAUACUGAAAUUAAUAUGCAAAAUAUUUAUGGAGUUUUUAUCAUUUUCUAAACUAUUUUCUUUUAUACUGAUAUAAUUUCCACUUUUCUGUCCAAGUCUUUCAUAUUAUUGUCCUAAGGGAGAUAACUGGAAUAAAUUUUAUUGUAUCUA